CCUCCCGAAGCGCGGCCGGGGCGGGAGGAGGAGGAAGGGGAAGGGGCCGGGAGCGCUCCAGCGCGCCGGGCAGCCCCGCCGUCGCCGUCGCUGCGGCAGCGGGCGGAGCGGGAGGCGGCGCCAGCAGCCGGCGGGGCCCAGAGUCACCGUGUCACGGCGCCCGGGAAGCCGUUGCUGCCGGAUCCGCCCCCCGCAGGGCGAGCGAGGGAGGAGGAGGAGGAGGCCGGCUCCUCGCCGCCUCUUGUAUUUUUGCCCCUUUCUCGGCCCUGCUCCCGGCCCCUCUCUUCUCGCACCGGGGCUCCGUGCGUGCGGCGGCGGCGGGGGGCCAGGCCGCAGCGGCGCCCGAGCAGCCCGCGGGAGCCCCGGGACGGGCCUGGGCCGCCGCCUCUGGACUAGGAUGUCCCGACAUGAAGGUGUCAGCUGUGAUGCAUGUUUAAAAGGAAAUUUUCGAGGUCGCCGAUACAAGUGUUUAAUUUGCUACGAUUACGAUCUGUGUGCAACUUGUUAUGAAAGUGGUGCAACGACGACAAGGCAUACAACUGACCAUCCAAUGCAGUGCAUACUAACAAGGGUAGAUUUUGAUUUGUACUAUGGUGGAGAAGCUUUCUCUGUAGAACAGCCACAGUCUUUUACUUGUCCUUAUUGUGGGAAAAUGGGUUAUACGGAAACAUCUCUUCAAGAACAUGUUACUUCUGAGCAUGCGGAAACAUCAACAGAAGUGAUUUGUCCAAUAUGCGCAGCAUUACCUGGAGGGGAUCCGAAUCAUGUCACAGAUGACUUUGCAGCUCAUCUUACACUGGAACACAGAGCUCUUCUUGGUUAUGAUGAAUCCAGUGGUGUUCGGCAUGUACGUAGGAUGUUCCACCCAGGCCGGGGUUUGGGAGGCCCCCGUGCACGUAGAUCAAACAUGCACUUUACUACCAGUUCCCCUGGUGGGCUUUCAUCUUCUCAGAGUUCGUAUUCUCCAAGCAAUAGAGAAGCCAUGGAUCCUAUAGCUGAGCUUUUAUCUCAGCUAUCAGGCGUGCGGCGUUCUGCAGGAGGACAGCUCAACUCCUCUGGCCCUUCUGCUUCUCAGUUACAGCAGCUGCAGAUGCAACUGCAGUUGGAACGACAACAUGCACAGGCAGCAAGACAACAACUGGAGACUGCACGCAAUGCAACUAGACGCACCAACACGAUCAAUGUCAACACCACUAUGACACAAUCUACAACAACAACCAACACAUCUAACACAGAAAACAGUCAGCAGACUAUCCAGAAUUCCCAGUUUCUUCUUACAAGGUUGAAUGAUCCGAAGAUGUCAGAAGCAGAGCGCCAGUCUAUGGAGAGCGAACGGGCAGACUGCAGCCUGUUUGUUCAGGAGCUUCUACUGUCCACUUUGAUGCGGGAAGAAAGUUCCUCCUCAGAUGAGGAUGAGCGGGGGGAGAUUGCAGAUUUUGGUGCUAUGGGCUGUGUAGAUAUUAUGCCUCUAGAUGUUGCUUUAGAAAACCUAAAUUUAAAAGAGAGUAAUAAAGGAAACGAGCCUCCUCCACCUCCUCUUUGAUGACAUCCCCCUUUGCAGACAAUGUCCUCUGUGCUGUAUUUGCCAAUGAAAGUGGACAACAACUAUCUUGGGUUUGUUUUGGUGAUUGUAAUUUCAGGUCUGUCACUCUUGUUACAUUGUGUACAUUCAAAAGAAAGAGAGAAAAGAUAUAUAUGAUAAUCAUUUCCACUUAACUAAUUUUUACUUCUAGCAGGUAAAUGUAGGUUGCAGUGCAGAGCAAAAAGCUCUGUGUCCUGUACCUUGACAUGCAAAAGGCUCUCCUAAUACUCCACAUUCAAACUGAAGACGAAAAAAAUGAAAAAUCUCUAAUGAAGCUGCUGUGUGUAUUUAUGAAUAUUAAUGAAUAAAAACUGCUUGGAUGGUUUACCUUAACUACUGCAUGAUGUUUUUUGCAGCGUGCAUGAGUUUUAGUGACCUUGUCAUUUAAAAAUUUAAAUACAAGGAGUAAAACUAUAAAACCCAAAGCUUUCCCAUUAUUCAAAGGUUACGUGACAAAAA
Grus americana (Whooping crane) is the source of this 2041-nucleotide messenger RNA. RefSeq names its product potassium channel modulatory factor 1 (gene KCMF1). Gene Ontology annotation, cellular component: plasma membrane. The transcript is spliced from 7 exons. The record is from RefSeq and is a predicted model, not a curated record. Gene Ontology annotation, molecular function: zinc ion binding. The coding region runs from base 398 to 1543 and encodes 381 amino acids. Lineage: Eukaryota; Metazoa; Chordata; Aves; Gruiformes; Gruidae. Gene Ontology annotation, biological process: synaptic signaling.